Messenger RNA from Paramecium pentaurelia, 1621 nucleotides. NCBI's taxonomy places the organism in Eukaryota, Ciliophora, Oligohymenophorea, Peniculida, Parameciidae. The record is from the annotation of a GenBank genome assembly.
AUGAAUUGGGAUUUUAUAAAUAGAAAGUUAAAGGAAUUCUUUGAACAACGUCGAUAACAAUCUAUAGAUAAAAUAUUUACACUUAAUACUGUCACUGAUUUAAACAUCCCUAAGAAAUAAUUUCUUGAAAUGGAAACUUAAGUUACAGAUGAUCCAAAAUUUACUUAAAUGCAACAGACUAUUCCACUUACAUUAUCUACUCCUAAAAAAACAAAGUCCAAUCCUAAAUCCUUUAGCUAAAUCUCACAUUUAUUCUCUCCUCAUGGACCUGCCAGAUCUACUGCCUCCAUGUAAAUGAGAUAAAUUGUCGCAAGUACUCUAAAAAAUGAAAGCAACAGCUACAACAGUGUUAGAACAAAGGAUAUCAAAAAAGUAUAAGAGUUAGUUGGUUAAAGUAGUAAAACUGCCAAUAAACCUAAUUUCAGAAAGCUUAGAAAAUAAUAAACUGUCGUUUCCUAAAAAAUACUAAAAGAAUUUGACAAUUAAUUUGAUCAAGAACCAAACUUCAAUAUUAAACAAUCAGAUUCACUUAAAUGCUUUAUUACAUAAACCAAAAAUAUUAAUACUUUAGCUAUGCGUGCCUAAUUAAAAAUGAAAUCUUAUGGGUCUAUCAGAUAACUCAAUCAACCAAGUCCUACUAUUGAUAAUUUCACUAAAAUGAAUUUUGCUAAAAGUUCUGAUCCAAGAGUAGGAUUGGAUCGUUUUCUUAGUAAUAAAUGGUUAUAAUUUGUUAUUGAAUAGAAAUCUAUGAGAAAAGAUGAUUAAUUUAAUGAUUAUCUUAAAUCAUAUACUGAAUCCCCUUAAAAAUUAUUGAAUGUUUAGAAACUUAAAUAAAAACAAGAAGUCAGAUAAUAAUUUAAUAAUGAAUUACCUCUUUAACAUUUCAAACCCCAUCGACAUACACCAUUAUCAGCAAAAAAUAAAUAAAUAAAGAAAGAAACCUAAGGAUUAGUGAAAUCUUAUUCUUAAACUGUUUUUGAUAUUGAAAAAAGAAAAGAUGACGAAGAAUUAAUAGAAUUUUAUCCUAUUUAUUAUGAUAAAAAAGUAAAAAGGAGAAGAAUUAUUAGAAAAUUAAAAGUCUUGGCUAAGAUUGCAGUUAUUAAAUAGAUGUUUGUUUAUUAAGUAUUAUAACUUAUUAUUUUAGUUAUUGGAAUAAUAAUAACAAUUAAUUCCAUAUUAAUCUCCAGGUUCUGUAGCUUUUUUAAGAUUUGUUAAAUACAACAAUAUCCAUGCUGCUAAAUAAAUGCUUGAUCAAGAGAAAAAAUUGAUUGGUUCAUUUGAUGAAUUAGGCCAAUAUGCUAUACAUCUAGCUGUAAUGAUUUAAUCAAUCGAUAUGGUUAAGUUAUUACUAUGCUAUGGGGCAGAUGUUAAUUCUAAUGAUUUCUUUCUUUAAAAACCCUUAUAUUUUGCUCUUGUAACCAAUAAUUUAGCAAUUGCUAAAUUACUUCUUGCAUGUAGAGCUACCCCUUGGGAUCAACAUUUGAGAGAUUACUUUGGGUGUUGUAGAAGUCAAGAGGCAAAAGAUUUAAUUAAAUUAGCAUAAUAUUUGAAAAUUUAUAAUCGUGAUCCAGAGUGUUUACUGAAUAUAGAAAAUAUUAAAUAACAUUUGAGCUUAUAUUGA